CUGCUCAUUGGGUUUGCGUGCGUUUCACUGAACGGUCGGUCACAGAAACGCUGUGUAGUAAGUCGGAAACUCUAUAGCUCUUCCCAGUAUAUAUAUACACGGUUUUUCCUACAUAGUGCAGAGUGUAAAACCUUAGAACUAUUGUUCAUAAUUAAAAAAAAGUAGAAAUAGAUUAUCUACCCUUACGGGUCUACGGUGGAAUUUUUAUCCAACUAGUGAAUGAUAUUACGGUGCGUGCAGUACGAAUCUGGGUUUUCCAUUUAGCAGCGAUAAGCGGGCCAACGUGGGCAGGCAGCAUCAGAAAGUGGUUUACUGAGAAAAAUCGAUUUGCUGUUUAUUCUCAAUUUUCAGCUAGCGAACGCGAGUGUAGGUCGUGUUUUUUGGGGCACGAGGAAAGUUGCGUACCGUCUCCCAUUGCCACCGAUAGUGGCACCUUUUCUCUGUGGCAAAAGUUCGAUAGGGCUAAUUUGUAGCUCACAAGUGGGCAAUAAUCGCAAGUUUGAGGAAAAACGCCUUCUUGGGUGCGGUGUGUAUGCUAUAAUCCAGUAGAGAAACGAUCCGCCUCACACCCGCCCCCUCCGUUGGGUGGUGGAACAAGUACCCGUGGAAGCGCGAAUCUAAAGGCGAAUCCAAUAAAGGAAGAAGUGUUGCAAUUGGUCAGUGGUUGCGUUCAAUAAAUGGUAUAUUUUUUGCGUGGAGUAAUCAAACCAGCUUACCUUGAGUGUACAGCCGCUGGGAGCCCAAUCGCCGGACGGCAGCCAGGCGAGGUGAGGUGAUGCUAUGCGAAAUUGUUUGCUGAUAGUUUCGGUUGAAGUACACACAACAAAGCAGUUAAUAUAGUUGGAGUGGCACAGAGCGCAAAAAAAAACAGAAACAGAACUCAGACAAAGUGGAUUCGCACCGAGUGGAGGUUGACUGUGUGCAUUCAGUCCAUCUGCAGAGGCACCGAUCUGAUCUGAAACUGGCGGCCAGUAAGGCGCACCACUAGCAACUGUGCACUGUUCAAGGUACACAACCCGCAAUAUUGGAUCCAAUAGCGUCAUCGAAUUCUGCCGUGCGUACAAAAAGGGUUUUUAGAAUUCAAUCCUUUCACGAAAGUAUGAAGAUUAACGCAAGCUCCAAGAUGGCAACCCCGAUAGAAGAAAAAGUCGAUCAGAACUUGAAGACCCGAACCGGUAUGGUUAUGAUAAGCGACGGCAAAAGCAAACCGGAACUGGUCCGAUUACAUCUAUCCAUGGAAAUGAUCACCAUCCAGAAGCAGGACACGUCAACGCCGGCACCCACACCAACCAGUAUUAGUCAUCCUCCAAUAGAGUCUAAGGAACGAAUGGUACAAAUCACCCGGCAAAAGGUCGGCGGUCUAGGCUUAAGCAUAAAGGGUGGAGCCGAGCACAAACUACCCAUACUAAUAUCCAGGAUUUACAAGGACCAAGCAGCGGAUGCAACCGGGCAGCUGUUCGUGGGCGAUGCUAUAAUCAAGGUAAAUGGCGAGUACAUCACCGCUUGCCCGCACGAUGAUGCCGUCAAUAUCCUUCGGAACGCAGGCGAUAUCGUGGUCCUUACCGUGAAGCACUAUCGAGCGGCAACACCUUUCCUACAAAAGCAAUUGAGUCGAGAAACACCGGAAUCCGACAACGACGCAACCUGUGCCGAACUGAAAGCGGACGAGGUUUGGAAAUCGGCAAACAACAGCAGACCAGUUUCCAUUGGCUCAGAACCGGAAAAUCGAUGGACCGAUUUGGUAUCGGUCCCCCUAAUGAUGGCAUACGUGACCCGGUAUAUCUACGGUACAGACAAACUGCGGCCGAACGCAUUCGAGGUGCGAGGCUUGAAUGGAACAACGACCGGAAUCAUCCAUUGUGACGAGCUGGCCAUCCUGAGUCAGUGGCUUAAAUACAUCACCGAUAACAUUGUCGGACUGACCAGCCUACAGAUGAAACUGUACAACCGCAACUUUCCGGUCGGCGAACGAAUCGAGUACAUGGGCUGGAUCAACGAGGGGGUCAUCACCAAUCACAUUUCGUGGCAGAGCUACAAACCCCGCUUUCUCGUGCUAAAGGGCACCGAGGUGAUGCUGUUCGAUGCUCCCCCGCUGAAUGUGGCCGGCCUGCAGAAGGCGACCGUCGCCUACAAGGUGUACCAGACCAUGUUCCGGGUGGUCAAGGAGUCCGAAACGGUCGAUUCGCGGCAGCACUGCUUCCUGCUGCAGAGCUCCGGUCACGAGCCCCGGUAUCUGAGUGUGGAAACACGCCAGGAACUGCUGCGAAUCGAAAACAGCUGGAAUGCCGCCAUUGUCACCAGUGUAAUCAAGUUGGGGCGUAAAACUUUCGCAGUAUCGCACCACGGUAAAACCGGUGGCCUAACACUGGACUGGCAGGCCGGUUUCUCGCUAACGGAAGGAGCCGAUGCCAGCGUGAUCUGGCAGUAUAAAUUCUCCCAGCUGCGGGGCUCCAGUGAUGAUGGCAAAUCCAAACUUAAGCUGCACUUUCAGGACCAUGAGACGCGUUCCAUCGAAACGAAGGAGCUCGAAUGCCAAGUUCUACAAAGUUUGCUCUUUUGCAUGCAUGCAUUUUUAACGGCUAAAGUUGCUUCGGUAGAUCCGGCCUUUUUGAGUUCGAUACAGCAGGCUUGAAUUUGCGCUGAGACUGCCGCAGCCGUUGGCCGCCAAGCCGACGACGACGCCGACGGUGACGACACGGGAAGCAUACUGCAAGUGACUAUUGUAGAGUUGUAAGAGGGUUAAUUAGAGCCCGUCCGACGGAGGAAACAAUCAAAAGUGACGAGAGUUAGUAGAGAUUUUCGACGUUCAUUAGAGUAGCCUAUUUCCACGAAGCAUACACAAAAUCGAAUGAUAUUAGAGUCAGGAGUCGAGUUUUCCAGAAUUGAUACUUUUAAGCAACUGAAGUUGACUGAUUUUCGCAAGUAUAUAUGCUUUAGUCUUAAAAAAUACGGAGAUUUUGUUUGAACCAACCGGAACGAAUUGAACGAAUCAAAACCACUAGAGACCUAUGAAAAAAGAAUGUCUAUAUUUCUUAUGUUAUCGAAGGUGCUAACGAAAUUCGCGUUAAAGAAGAAAAAAGUCUAUAUCGCUACUUCUUCGCCUGCAAACCAGCAUUGAUUUGGUGCAGACAGGAAUGUCCUAAUGUACUAGUUGUUUAGUCAAGAAUCGAAACAGAGCCGAAAAGCAAAUUGUGACGGAACGGUAAUUGCAAACCAAACAGUCGGGAACGAAUUUCACAGUAGCGCCCACAUUAGGCGACUACUCGCGAGGGGGAGGAAAAAUCGCGUCUAGCAGUAAAUAAUUACAUAUAUAAUUAACUAGACGUAGCACUGUGCUGACCAAAGCAUUUACAAUUAUAAGCAGCGGAAUGAGCCAGGUAUGUAAGAGAUAAGCUGUAUUAAGGGGAAAUAAAACCAAUGCUUUUAUGAGUUACUACGAGAGAGAGAGAAAGAGAAUACAUAAACUAUGAGUGACCCCCAUGCAUGCGAUACACAUACCGAACGGAACGGACACGGCAGCGAAAUGAUUAAUUGGGGCUAGAUUAUACUUAUUUUUCUCAAAAUCAUGAGCAGAAGGGAGAAAAUUACUGCCUAACGUUAGGCUAAAAAGCAGAUUCGGAGCAAAUCAGCAAAGCAUAUAGUAAAAGUAGAAGUGGUUUUCAUAUUCGAAGUUGGAAUGUUUCAUUAGUUACCUCUAAUCAAAUCUGAUCUCAUCUCACGCCCACUCAGCCUAUUAAGUAUUAUGAUAUUUGUUUGACGUAGUCUCAAAGAGGUACACAGUUUGUUAGUGAAAAACGAGGACAUACAGUACCAUCUUCUCUUGAGUUAACUGUAUGAGUAUCUUUGCAGAAAAAAGAUAUUAAAAAAAUAAUUACCUUCUGUAGAUUCCGUAAUAAGUUCGUGAUAAAAACAAACAUGGUUGCGCACCUUUAGUCGUCGUACGAUCAAGUUAUGCAGAGGUACUGGGCAAAUAUUUAACCCUUUUCCGCUCAUGGUGACUCUAGAGCACCAAGAAUUAUAAUAAUCAUAUCUUGACAUAAAAUAGUUUGUUGUGCUAACGAUUGUUCCUUAAACUUUUAUAUGCUGCCUCAGAGCAUCACUGGGCAUUUUCUUCAAAAUACUACAGUUGACAGUAAUUUUAGUUAGUCUACAAAGUGUUCAGCUUGAAUUUUCUCGUGAACCUUUAAAUUUUAAUGAUAAACCUUGUGACCGGGAGAGGGUUAACAUGGGCAGAAAUAUACUGAGAACUUCUUCCAGACUUUCAUACUUCAUGCCUACACUAUUUUAAAUCAGAGUGCGUCCUCUUGCUUCAGUCCAUCCAGCGUCACGACAGCAACUGAUGUCCCAUGGCGCGUCUAGCUUUUUUCUACCUUUUUAUAAUCAGCAUAAUUAGUUUCUUCAAAGAACCGUGUUCAUAGCUCGUUUCGCUCAACUGAGUCGUACGCCGCUUUGAAAUCUAUGAACAGAUAAUGCGUGCAAGUCGUCCACCCAGAACUUGUCUAGUAUAUGUCGAAGGAUAUUCACCGAUAAAGGAUUCCGUUAACGGCCUCAAUCUAAAGAACAGAAUACGAGAGCGAAUUUGAAAAAACCGACCGUCAAUCAGGACAUGAUUGUACUGGAAGCUAGCUUUCAAAUAUUAGAGAUUCGAAAGUAGACCAAGACUUAAUUCCCAGUCAACUUUAGGCCGUUACUAUUUGUCGACGCAUCAAUCAAUCGUUACUUUUUCGACUAACCUGCAAUUAUUUAUUACCAGACUACUAAGCCAGCACCAAAGCACAUAAUUUAAUCAAUUUGCACUUCUGCAGUUACCGUGAAAACUUUAGAAAGCUUCACGCUUGCUAUAUUUCACGCCACCUUUUUCUUUCCCGAUGUUGUUUACAGUUUCACACCGAUGACAGCUAGAAUAUUUUCCAAAAAUACCGACAUGUACGGGUCACCGGAAUACCGAUUGUACGUCAAGCAAAGCCUUGGUGCUACAUUUCGAAUCGGAACUCGACCUUCUGUUCAUUUACAUACAGACUUCGCAGCCAACUGUUUAGUGUACAGGACAAUUGCGGGGCUAGCACUACGAUCUUACUGUCACUAACAGUUUCUUCCAAGCCGAGACUCGAACCUACGAUGACUGGCUUGUUAGGCCAGCAUAGAACCAAAGUAGAUAUAUUUUCAUUUCUAUGAAAAUGAAAACAUAUAAACAUAUUUAUCUGAUGAUUCUGUUGAUUUAUAUGGCAUCAGAUAACAAUUAGAAUCAUUGUUAACAAUGAUGCUGAACAUUAAGGCCUUUAUGGAGUCACCACUCGAUUACAAUUUGGUCAUGUUAGAAUUUAUUACAAUUUGGUCAUGUUAGAAUUGAAACGCCAAGAAAGAAAAAAGUUGCUCUAGAUUGGCAAAGUUUCUAUUAGGGUGUUGCCUAUUAGGGUAUUGCCUAUGAGGAUGUUAAUGUCAAAAUGAUAAUAGUUUUUAGUUAUGUGAAAAAAAGCAAAAUAUAACACAAGGGAUGCUACGGAUAUCCGCAUCCGCGAAUGCGGAACAUCCGCAUAAAAAUUGACAUCCGCAUCAACAUCUGCAUCCGUAAUUACAUAUCCGCAUCCGCAUCCGCAUCUGCAGAUGUCUGAAAAAUCACAUCCGUAACAUCCCUGGUUACAAUACAGCCUUACUUACCCACUUCAGCAGCCUAGAGCCGUAUCAAGAAUUUCCCUCCACUCACGUCGGUUCAUCAAUUUCUCAGGUGUCUCGACACUCGCAGAUCCGCUUCAACCUGAUCAAGCCACCUAGCACGUUGAGCCCCUCUGUCUCUGGGGCCUGUGUGGUCCUUGAAGAGAACCGAUAUUACCGCACUAUUUUCCGGCAUCCUUGCGACAUGUGUGGCUCAUCGUCACAAUGACAAUCUUUCCAAGGAGUGCCUGCUGCUAGUGAUUCAUAUACCUGCACCACUCUCCGUUUUCCACCAAAUAUUACUAGCAACACUCUCCAUUCAAAUACGGCCAGUGCGCGUAUAUUCUUCGUCACGGCUUCAAGUCCAUAGAGAACUACUGGUCUAGUCAGGGUUUACAGUGUUGAGAAGUCACCAUUUGUGAUUAGACACACAUACUCAUUAUUCACUAAUAUUUAUCAUAAAUACUUUAGCUACUAACAACCCUUCUUCAUCUUCCUCGUCUUCGUCAUGAUCCAUAUCACUACACUCCGGAGACUACAACUUUUUGAGAUGAGAAGAAUUACGUUGAUAUAUCUGCCCGGCAGGUGUCUCGACGAGAAUAGAGUUUCCUUUUUUUUAAAUACUCGUGCUGACUCUGAAUGAAAAGCUGCAGCCAACUUAUUGGCGGGGAUUCAUCCUGGAUGGCGCAUCAAUGCAUAUACAUAGUUGUAUUCAUCCAGAUCUUUUCUCCAAUCCGAGCGAUUGAGCUCUGCAAUCUGCAGGAGCUUGUGGAUACUGUGGUUCUGGCGCUCUAUCUCACCAUUGGCUUGCGGCCAGCAUGGCGUCGUGUGACUCAACUUCACUCCGAAUUUGCCACAAAACUCCUGCAUUUCUUUCCUUGAAAAGUUCCUAGCGUUGUCUGUUACCAAGAUGCUGGAAAUUCCAGGUCUCAAGAAUAGGGGUCGCAACAUAACGAUUAUGUCUGAAGUUGUAGUUUGCCGUAAUAUCUCGAUGACUCUAUAACGGCUGUAGGGGUGAAUAAUUACUAGUAAUGAUUUUCCAGAAGGUAAUGGUCCAAGCAUAUCGAGAUGAGAAAGUGCUCAUCCAGUCACGAAUAGCCUCUGUGUAAGCGUUCGAUCCAGCAGGCACUGGUUAUUCUCCUUCUCCCACUAAGCUGUCAUGAAUAUCUUGUACAUUUUCACCAGCUAAUGCAGAAAAUAAGCCUUUUUCCUCGAAGCAAGGGCGACAUUAUUAACCUCAGAAAAUACUUCAAAGUUACGCUUCCACUUUUGACGUGGGACACGUCUUUGUUUACUAUACUGGGAUGCAUUCUGUAAAAUUGGAAAUGAAACUGGCAAAUGUUGCGUCAGAUUUCAAACGUUAAUAACAGCAUAACCACAUGAUGGAUAACAAUAACCAAUAUGUUGUUGGAUAGAUAAAAUGUGUAACAAUUUUGUAAUAUGACAGCUAUCACUCUAAUUUCAUUGUUAAGCGGUAAAAUUGAUAAAAAGUUUCAAUGACAAAUUUACGCGGAUAAUGAACCAAUUACAUGCGAUCAUUCCUAGCACAGACGACGUGAAUGGACACCAUCCGUUCCCUGUUUAAUUCUCUGUAUCAAUAUCGAAAAAAAAAUUGACAGAGUCUCCCCGUCCCAAUAGGUCAAUUUAUUUUUGCUUCCAUGAGCUUAGACUAAUGUGAUGUCUCGAAGGUAAAAGUUUUUCUAAAAGUUUGAAACAACCCCCAUCCUUGAACAAUUUCUAAACCUGCUUUCAUAACCUAAUAAAAACUGAUGUCUUGAAAGAAAACAUGCUGGUAAAAGCAACAGUACCAGUGGAGUAAAGAACCGCAGGUCUCUCGUCGUCUAUGAUUGAAGCGGUACUCUUCUAUUCGUACAUUUUAGCGGUACAUUUUUACGCGUACUGCAGCGGUACUAUUCGUACUGCAGCGGUACUAUUCGUAUUGCAGUGGUACACUUUUCUUCAUACAUUUCUAUUCGUGUGCAAUCGAGGAAAAAAUGCAAUGCUGCUGAUAAUGGUGAUUGAAACUUCAUCUAAUGAAUAUGAUUACCAUAAAUUACUCAACAAGAAUUGCAAAUUUUUGCAACGGAUAUUUAUUUAAUUUCAUCUUCGAUAUUCACUAAAUAAUCGUGAUCGGAUAGUAUCGAAUGAAUAAAUUCCCAAAUAUACACAUUUAUAGAAUUGAUUGAUUUAAUCGGAGUUAAAUAAGACAAAACCAACGUAAGUCUUAUCCCGAUCAGUCAAAGAUAUCAGGAUUGUAACAAAUCUUGAUAUUUUGUUACAAACUUUUUUGUAUCAACUUGUGUUCUAAGCUUGGUCUUUUUGAUUUAAAUAUGGUUUAUUUAACACGGCACGAUACAAUUUCAUGUUUAACUGAGCCAUAACUUGGUCUCGUCAAUAGUUGAAAUAUCAAAAUUCCUAUCAAAAUUAUUGACUAAUGAUUACAAAUUAUAGCAAGUUUGUAAGGUUUUUGGCAGAAAAGAUCAGAAUUUGUUAGAAUAUGCGAUACCCGAUCAGUCAAAGAUAUCAGGAUUAUAACAAAUCUUAAUAUUUUUCUACGAACUUUUUGUCUCGUUAAUAGUUCAAAUAUCAAAAUUCCUAUCAAAGUUACUUACUGAUUAUUACAAAUUAAAGCAAGUUUUGUAAGGUUUUCGGCAGAAACGAUUAGAAUUAGUUAGAAUGUACAAUAUUUUGUAAAUUGAAUAACAAAAUUUGUUAUAAAUAUGCUUUAAAAAACACACUUUCAAGCAUUCAAGUAUAUGAUAACAGAAUUUGAUAUAAUUUUGUGCUUUUUAUCAUUCUGCCAUAUCAAGAAUAUUACAAGCUUUAUUAUUUCUAUUAAAUUCAGAUAUAUUUGUGUUACCCGUUGGUUAUAAUCGUUUGAUCGGGUAUUUUGUUAAAUGAAUAUCAAAUUUUGCUAUAAAUACCCUUAUAAAAAACACUCUUUUAAACAUUCAAGUUCAAAUGUAUGAUAACAGAAUUUGAUAUAAUUCUGUACUUAUUAUAAUUCUGGCAUAAUAAGAAUAUUACAGGCUUUGUCAUUUCUAUCAAGUUCAGAUAUAUUUACGAUGGCUGUUUGUUAUAAUCGUUUGAUCGGGAUUGGAUUUCGUUUUUGAGGAUAUAGAGUUAAUUCUGACUUUGACGCAUUAUGAGAAAUUUUUGUUGCUUCUUCUCAGCUAGCUGGCAUCCCGCCAUGUUUCGAGGACUAACAUCUCAGCGUGUGUGUAAACGAGAUAGCAUAUCACCGCCACUUUUCAUACGCAUAACAUAGCAACUGUCAAUGGGGCCCGCAAAUUGCGGAUCCGCAGUGAUGUUAGCUCCUAACGGAGCAAAGCAAAUAAGAUAGAGAUGCCAGCUAGCUGCUUCUUCUACAAGCACGAUAUGCUUGUGCCUUGUCAAAUACAUGUUGUUUGCACAAAAAAACACUGCAGGCAUAAUAUCGCCAAAUAAACGUUAUUCUUUCGAGUGUUGUUGAAUAUAUUUCAAAAAUUUAUUUCUGGGGGAGGCGUACGUACAGUCACUGAGCAAACACGUUGAUUCUGUCUGCGGACUCUGUAUAUUUUGUAACAAAAAAUCCCCACGUCACCCGUCACCAUUUCAUACAACCCUAGGGAUGUAUACCUUGUAGUAUUUCCAUCUCGAACUGAUGUUGGUUGUAUCCUCUGGAUCCCGUUCCUGGACUCAUGAUAAACUCGGUUCAAUGGUAAAUUUUCACUAAGAACGGUAUACGUAUAUUGUUUUCCUACAGUACUCACUCUAGCCAAGAUUAUUUAUUUUGACUUCGUCUUUGCAGCGCAAAUCACUGCUAUAUUCGACCACGAAUUUAAUCAACGCACAAAGCACUUGACAUUAACGGUAUCCGAUCCUCGAUCGCCAAUGCUAUAUUUAGAAAUAUCAAAACUCCGAAUUUAAUCUUUGACCAUAAAACACGUUUCUUUAUUCUUUUUCUUCUUCCCGGAGGUGCAUCAAUGCUUUUACACGUUUAUUGAAACCUAUACAUAACAUUCUCCCUUUUAUAUUUUUGCUUUCGACGCAUUAUUUCUAGUCCAACACUCCUAGCCCCCACUUUCGUAAAGUUUCUCGUAAUAACGUCGAGGUCGUCUGCGAAGCCCAUGAGUUGACUACCUUUCGAUGCCCACUCGUCGGAUUACACCCAAAGGAGCAAUUUUGGACAACGUGCAGGAUAGCUCAUUUCCUUGUGUCAACCCUCUGCGCGCUUCGAAGUGAUAUGUAACACAUCACUCGAUCCAAGGUACUGAUGAACGGAAGUACAAAUAAUCUCAAUGAAUAUCGUGUCCCAACCGCAGUGGGAAUCUUGGUCAUACUAACUGAGAAGGGUUUCCGUAAUCGUCUAUUUUCCCCGUAUCUUAUACGGAGCGGACUACUGACCUAUGGAAUGCUAAGAAUCGCCAGCUACAUCCAAGGCGGUGACCCUAGUAUGCAAAUAUGUUGAAAGCAUCCAACUACAAAUAAUUCAGAAGUAAUUACGAAUUGAAACAACCGGCAUCGCGAACGAAAAGUGUCGGUUUCAUCAUACGAUGAAAAUGGAUCAAGCGGUUCAUUAGAUAGAGGCCCGCUUGUGGCCGUUGCAAAUAAAGGGCAGAUUUAUCAAUUACAGUCUGGUCAAUGUAUAUGCAACAGGUCCCCAAUCAUCGUAUGGAAAAAAAGUGACCAGAAAAUUUCAAAAAAAAAAACCAUAUACAAAAUGUUCACCUGCUCGAAAAAACACCCUGUGCAAAAUUUUAGCUCAAUCGGACUUAAAAUGGGGUGGCGCAAAGCGAUUGAAGUUUGACUUUUUUGAAAACCGAAAAAUCACCCAAUAACAAAUAUUAUAUUCUCAGGAAUUUUUCUAUUGGUAUUCAGUGAAAAGUGAUUUUUUACAUUUUAUACUCAUUUUUACUCAAUACAUAUUAUGAACCACCCUAUGCCGAAUAAAUGAACCACCCUAAUGAAACAUAAUGUAUUCGAUGCUAGUUAUAGGGUAUAUCAUUAUACAAGCUAUUUCGAGAGACUAGUGAUCAAUUUCAAAAGAUAAAUUCUAAACAUUUUGAACUCCGCCUUCCACAAUUGAAAAAACGACUAAGUCCCAGAGAGUAAAUUUUUGCAAAAAAAAAAUUUUUCAGAUGACACCAAUUCUCGACGUUUCAUGCGUUUUUAAGUCAUUUGGCAUCAAAAAAAAAAAUUCGAAAACCGAAAUUUCACGUAUCCCCCCCCCCUUGGGUGAUUUCUCGGUUUUCAAAAAAAUCCAAACUUCAAUCGCUUUGCGCCACCUCAUUUUAAGUCCGAUUGAGCUGAAAUUUCGCACAGGGUGUUUUUUCGAGCAGGUGAACAUUUUGUAUAUGUUUUUUUUUGAAAUUCGAGAUGACCAUUUUGGCUGGCACCCUAAUAUGCAACGACAAAGGACAAACCCGAUAACGUGAAUAAGGGGUUCUAUUAGCUUCAUGAUAAAACAUUGAGAGUGCCCAAAACAUGAUAUAGAGAUCUUCAAACCCAUAGGUUGGACAGAAAUGGUUUUUCCGUCCUGUUAUUGGUAUACACAGCCUCCAUGCUAACAGUUGCAGUGUUGAGAAUGACCUGGUUGAUGAAUUCUGCCGUAGUCAACAGACAAUUAAUCUGUGUGUGUGCACGUAUUUUGCUCAAAGAGAUAUCCCGAAAUACACAUGGCAAUACCCUAAUGGUGAGUCCUGCUCUUAGGUCGAACAUAUUCUGAUUGGCGGAUGGCAUUUCAAAGACGUCAUCGUGACGACCGUAUACAAUUUGAGCUCUUCGAGGAAGAUACGGGUGAACAUUUAGCGGUUGUCAGCUAACGGAGCUGCUGCUGAGAAGGCUUGCGAAUUGAUUAGUGAACUGGUUUGGAUGAGAUCAAGAGAAUUAGGAAAGAGCUCAAAAGCCCCAAAAUAAUUGGAAAGGACGGCAUCCCAGCCGAACUAUUCGAAGUCGGGAGUAAGCAGCUUUCACAUUGCCGUAAACAGAGACUUUCUGUCAUUGGUUCAAAAAUGAAGGUGCUCCGCCGAAUAUUUCGAUUGAAAAAAGUGUUCCGCCGAGUAAAAGACGGGUUUUAGCCAAAAACGCCACGGAGCACGAUUUGAGCACCCCGGUUCUAGAGGAUGAAAUAUCACAUUUCAGACGAAAUGUGCGUGAUGGUAAGGUAAAACAUAGCGUUUCACCUGACAUACCUCGAAGAGUAAACCUUUCUAUUCAAAAAUUUAGCAAUUUUUGUUUUGUGUCCAAUCUUGUUAAAUUUCGUGGCAUAUUUCAAACACUUCGCGAAGCUGUCGAAGGUGGCACGCAUGGAUUCCAUGGGUAUUUCACUCUGGAUGUUCUGGAUAGCCGCUUUAAACUGUUUCAAGUUGGAGAUCUUGUAAUCAGCAAGCUUCGACAUCAUGUAGGACUAGACAAAAAGCCUAUUUGACUGAGAUCUACGGAGCGUGGCGGCUAUUAAUUUUUAUCCAGAAAAUUCGUCAAAUAGUGCCUGCAACAGUCUUUAACCAAGUUCGCUGAAUGGGCUGGUGCACCAUCUUUCGUUUUAUAAUAAACAUUAGUCACUUUCACGCCUUGCAAACUGCUCCUCAAUCCAUUACUAAACCUGCCCUUUGGAAUCGAUGAACACUCCUUUUGGUUCCGAAAUAUUUUCCAUUGCGGCUGCCUACAAUCGAUCAUUUUAUGUAUUGUGUGGCUGCUUCAGGAUAAAUAGUUUCUCAUCAGAAAAAUUAACUUGAAAAUGACCAGCGUGCCGUUGAAGUAUCAUUUUCGCUCAACCGAGUCUGUUUUUCUGAGAGUACUCGAAAACGCCAAGAAUUUUACGCUUCUUGUGGGUCUUACAUCUACGGUCAGUUACCAAAAUAUUGUGAACAUAUCCAAUAGAUAUAUUUAGAUCGGUGGCAAGUUUUUAAAUUGAACGUUACCGGAUACCCUCACGACUUUGACUUGCGACGUUCUUACAGAUCGUGACCCAUGGGAUACUCUACGUUCCUUCACAGAGGAUGUCUUCUUGUACUUUUUGAUGGUUCAGGAAAUGAAAUCUUGAUUUUCACCUCACUAUUUUAGACGUUUGAAUAUUUGGCAAUAGCGGUCACCAGUCAAAAACCGCUUUACUACAUCCCGAAAUUGCUUCAUCGCGAAUCAAGAACACAACACAACUAUCAGGCAACCAACACCAUAUGUAUUUGUGCAUACAUAAAAUAAAAACUCUCACAACUGAAUGAUUCUCAUGGCUCGGUCGUAAGGUUACAGAGUCCACUUUGACAAGUGGGUGGUCGUGAGUUCGAAUCUUAAUAGAAUCAGGCCAUUUGGUUGGCUCCCCAACACAUACCUUUCCUUCGAGCUGAAAUCUACAGUACCACCACAUACAUAAGACAUACGUAACACUCAGGAAGAAGUCUUCCAAAAAAGUUGGUACAAAAUGAACUACUCGAAUGGUACCACACUCUGAAUAAAACCACUAUUUGAGUUGUUUUUUAAGGCAGUGUACCUGCGCCGCCCUGCAUUUGUCUCGUUCCUACUCGAAAAAUGCGGCAUCGAUUUUGUAAAGAACUUUUUGACAGUUUCUUAUGGGAUUUUUUGGGGCUCGAUGAAGCCGAGAAAAAGAAAAUUCAUUUUGUUCAUUAUUGGAACAGUUGGACAGGACGAGAUACGGAGUACUAUGGGGCAACGUGGACCAGAAAAAAAGGCCGGUGUUACGUAUGUCUUAUGUAUGUGGUACCACUGUUGACUUUUCCUAACAAAAAUAAGUCCCUCUUAAAAUAAAACAGGUCUGAGUAACGUAUAAUAGUUAUUUCCAGGGAAUUAUGAUGCAAUAUUGGCUGGAGAAACGAGCUUUCGAUAAGCUUUCUUCCUCUUGAACAAGAUAGUUCCUCCUUAUAGUAAAACUGAUCAGAAAAAUAAUAAUCUUCGUCAAGGAAUUGUAAUUUGCGGUAUUGGCACAGGGAACAAGGUUUCGAUAAGACUCCUUCUUCUUGACAUAAUAAGCCCCAUUUAGAAUAAACCUGGCCAAAGAGUAACUUUAGGUAAGGUCUCUCUCCAGGGAGUUGUAAUUAGGCGAUUUAUUUAUUUACAAAUUUACCAACAGGCAGAUGUUACCCUAGUGGUCACUAAUACAUUAAUACAUUGUAUUACGAAACAUUGAAACAAAUUUAUAUCGAAGGACACGAGCAGAUAGGUGAAAAUCGAAUACUACUGAAACACGGUGAAAAGCUCUUUGAAGACCAAUAAUGGCACUGUUUGCGCUGUAGUUGGUGCGGCGAAACGGAAUAUGCAGUAAUGAUGACCUACGUAAUGCUCUUGAGGGUGCGCUUUUAUUGAUCUGACGAAGGAUAUUCGGACAGUCAAUUGUACCUGUAAGAGUAUCGAAUACAACCAUGGCGCGUGCUGUUUCUCGGCGUAGUUGAAGUGUGUCGAUAUGAAGAAGCUGACAGCGAUCCUCGUAUCGGGUAUUCCGUAUAGGCUGCCUCCAUGGAAGCAAUCGGAGCGCAAAUCGACGCUAGAUGCUUUCGAUGCGGUGAAUAGAAUUGUUAUAGUAAGGAACAUAGACUGGACAGCAGCAUUCCAAACAGGACCGAACCAAUGAAUUGUACAGAGAUACCAAGCAGUGGAUGUUUCUGAAGUCGCGUGUCAUUCGAAGUGCAGAGAAUUAUUCUUUUUAGUGAAAGAAAUCAAUAGGCAUUUGCUAGGAUUAAGUACCAUGCGAUUCAGUUCACACCAGUGUGAAAAUUCAUUUAACUGUUGUUGCAGGAAUAGAGCGUCGCUGUUGCUUUUAAUUUUAAAGAAUAAUUCCAGAUCAUCCGCAAUUGCUAGACGGGGACAUUUUAAUGACUGAAUUAUGUCGUUGAAGUAAAGUAGGAACAUAAGCGGGCACAAAUGGCUGCCUUGUGCAAUUCCUGAAGUUGCAGAGAAAGAUUCAGAUGUCUUAUCGCCAAUUUUUACGCUUAUCGUCCGUCCCGAAAGAUAUGAUUCCAGCCAGCUCAAUAGAUUGCCAGAGAACCCAUACCGAUCCAGUUUCGCAGUAACGUUUGGGAAGAAAUCCAUGUUGCUCCUCCGCGAUGACGUUCUGGCAAUGAGAAUAUAUUGGUCCCAUGACCACUAACUCGAACAAUUUCGAUGUAGCACACAAUGCAGAUAUUCCUCUGUAGUUGUCUAUGUUGCUGCGGAAACAUAAACGCCUGUUUCCAAGCAGAGGAGAAUCGUCCUAAGGCUAUAGAUAGGCAAAAAAGAUACGUAAGAUGAGUUAAUAGUCUGGAAAUACAUUUUUUUUAGUAAUGUGGCGAUAUUGGUAGGAUGGAAAUAGGCUCGGUAUACUAGAGCAGUAAGCUUGAAACGGUGAGGUGAAACUCACACACAAGCACAGAAAUAAAUGAUGAGCGUAUCACUUAUUUCAAUGGUGAUACUGCCAAUAAUAUAAAGUGCGGAGUGCAGAAAACGCUUCCUUGCGGGAACUCGCUUACUGCUUUUACUUCUUUUGCAGCUUGCAAAGUUUGCUGAUGCUCACCUUUUGAUAACAUCUUCGUCAAUUUUUUUUUUUUCAUUUUUUCAAGAAGAACUGACGCGAAUUCUUUUUAUUGACCUUGAGGAUAAAAAUAACCACACCUAUCGCCAGCUGCCGGAAUAUAGCCUAAUAUUAGGCUUGAUUAAUCCGUUGUACUGGUGAAAGAUCGAAGUGAAAGCUUCUGUGAUCCAAUUCAUUCGAAGUUUGUGAAAUAAUUACGCAUGAAAUCUGAGAUUUGACCAAGUGCCACAAAAAUUCGGAUUCGAUCUUUCCAGAGUCCUAUCUUUCGAAAGUGUUCUUGAGACUAUCUGUAUUCUAAUCAAUUCGACUCAUAAGAUCUAGUUUUUGAACAUUUCUUCUAUCGAAGCGCUGCUCAAAGUGAAGUUUAGGACCUUUUUUAUAGUGCUAGUGAAGAUCUAAUAUGCGUUCAUUGAUCUCUCUAUUGCAUGGAUUAACAUGAUUAGCAGUAACUGUUCCAAGCAGGUGUUCAUUCACUGAUGUUUGAACUAAUUAUAGGCAGAUAUAAGCUUCUAAUUUGAUUUCUUAUUUUUGGAUAGCAAAAUAUCGCUUUUCUAUUCGUUAAUCCGAGGCUUUUAUGUGAGAGGUACAGUCAGCUCGUUGAAGAUCUUCUUACUGAGUAAAUUCUGAUUGAUCCUUGGCUUCUGAUCGUAGCAUCGCAUCGAAAAGCCCACCCACAGGACUUCUUACAUAUACAAUUUCAGAUUAAACGCAAGAAGCUAUCACCCAAUAUUUAAUAUCUUGGCUCUGUUGAUGUCUCGAUUAUUUGGGAGAGAAAAGAAGUUAGUUUUUCAUUAAACUUCAGCGCAAAUUUAUCAGCAAGUUCCUGAAAAUAGGUGAAAUUAAUGUUUUGUUCAUAAUAACCGGUAUCAAUUUCAUUGAUCUUCUUAAAUAAAUUAAAUAUACGGUUUAAAGAGAACUGGAACAAAGUUUUUUAAUCAGUGGUAAAUUUCCUUACGUGAGAAUCUCAAAAAAAAAAAAACAAAGGAAUCGAAUUCCAGUUAAACAUCUCGUUGCUGCCACCACCAACACAGACAUUCUCAACUCCUAAUUCAAAACCGUUUUAUCUAGCGCCUAGACUUCGAAUGUUUCAACUUUACCAUCUGGCAGCUAGCCAAAUAGUCCCACCAGAAAAUAUAGAUACGUUUUUAAGGCAAAUCAAAUUAGCUAGAGUAUUACUAGUAACGAGAAAAAUAAGAUACAAAAAAAUAUAAAACAAAUUAAAUGAUAAACUUUGAAGAAUAAACUAGAACGAUAAACUGAAUGGGCACAAAGUAUGAUAACGGAAUAUUACACAACCAUUCGAGUCGGCAGUGGGACAACUGCCUGAAAUCAUCAUCGUCGUCGUCACGGUGAGGAUCAGGACGCAUAUAUUAUAAAUGUAAACAAAGGUAAUGGUUUUAUUCUAAAGCUAGUGAAUUGCUUUCGCAAUACUUUAUAUUGGAAUUGCGUUCGAGUAAUGGUGGAUUAGCGUUCGAAUGGUUUGGUAGUAAAGCAAAUAGCAAGCAAUCAACACUAACCAUUUUGUCGGUUUCUUUUCUAGAUUUAAUACAGCACCACGUCAUACACCUUACUACCUUUCACGCACACUCAUUUGCGCUAGAUUUUUUAGAAGCAAACGGGCAACCAUUUCCGGAAAAAAAAACAACAACAGUCUUCAAACGAAUUGUUACUAAACUAGUAGAUGAAUGUACACUCGUAUUCAAACAAGCAUUUAAAAAUACAUUUUAGAACAAAUUUCCAUGAUUAAAUAGCUAUUGUACUGUUAAAGUUUGACCUUAGUAAGCAAUUUUAUUCGCAUUUAGAUUAGGUCGAGCUAGCGUUGCUGCAUUUACGCUUCCGAAUGUUUUCAAUUGUUCUGGAGUCCUAAAUUCUAAACUAGAUGCCUCAUUUCAUGUGGAAAUUCUUCAAGUAAGUUCAAUCUGACUUGUUCAAAGAGAUAGAGUAUUUAUAUUUAUUGCUACAAAUAAAGGCCAUAUAUUUACACAAAACACUUAUAAGCACCGCAGCAACAUAUACUAUGUGUCAAAAUAGAUACAGUUUAUAUUUCUGUAAUGCACCAAACCGCCGCCGAAAAAAGCCAUCACACACGCAACCUAUAAUACAGCUGCUUCGUAGAGAUGUUUGAUUUGAUUGUAAGUUCGAAAGAAAUCGUCAAUAAACUAUACCAAGAAGUAAUGUCAUAAAAUAAUUUUUUCUCCUGCGAUCAAAUGCUCAAAUCCAUUUUAAAAGCGAUCAACCGAACAAAAAAAACGAAAUCAAAACUUACAGUGAAAAAUAUAUCAGAACCAAAUAUGUACUUGCUAGUUUACAUUGCAUUUACAUUGCAUUUUGUCUCCUUUCUUCUUGCGAAUGUCAACCUAAAAGGUGGCAAUCGUUUCUACUUCAGUUUAUGUUCGAACAAUUUCCGUCUCAUAUGAUACACAUCCCAACCGAGGAAUUCCUGAAACGUAUCUACAUUAGGGCAGCAGAGCAGACAUAAAGCAGUUAGAAUAAUGGUUAAUGUUAAUAUUUCGAGAAAAAAACUACGUAUCUUUCACUUCACUGAAGAUCCGCUCACGUAAACCGAGAACCAGUAUAAACUCUCCCAGUAAUGAUUUUCGGGUUUCUUUUAUCUCUACUGAAACAUUCCGAACUUACUUGAGGAGAGAAUGCCUCAGUAUAUGAUACUAUAAUAAAUAGCUUCAAGCUGUAGUAGCAACUAAGAACGUGAAUCAAAUUAUUAAACGUGGAAAACGGUAGAAAGCUGAAAAAAUAUAACAUUCUCAAGUUGGUGAGAAAAAAAUUUUCAACCCAAUCUCAAAAUUUAUCCUGAUCGGAAACUUUGCUAAAUGAUACUCAUUUGGACUCUUAAAGUGUUCUUGGUCUGAAAAAAAAGGAAUUCGCGAAAAAAAAAACAGUUUUCAAAAAUUUGAUCGACUGACUGAGCGAAAUCUGUGUACUAUUACUAUGAAUAAAGGACAGUGAUUAUAUGUUUUCACCUGGGAGGUAAAAAAAAACAACAAAAACUGUGACCGUUAUACCAAAUGUAAGAAAAUAUUAAGAAUCAUUGGCAUCAGAAUCGAAUCUAGCUAUUAGGCAAAAGUUAUUAAAAUGCAAAUUUCGGAAUUAAAAAUAAACUAGAUAAAAAAUAAUAUCAACAAACGCAUCCAACCGUA
Wyeomyia smithii (pitcher-plant mosquito) is the source of this 18306-nucleotide messenger RNA. It is a transcript of the gene Syn2, whose product is annotated as gamma-1-syntrophin. Gene Ontology annotation, molecular function: structural molecule activity; protein binding. Gene Ontology annotation, cellular component: intracellular anatomical structure; dystrophin-associated glycoprotein complex. The record is from RefSeq and is a predicted model, not a curated record. Bases 1100 to 2632 code for a protein of 510 amino acids. Lineage: Eukaryota; Metazoa; Arthropoda; Insecta; Diptera; Culicidae. The transcript has 11 exons.